Messenger RNA from Peromyscus eremicus (cactus mouse), 1027 nucleotides. RefSeq names its product dual specificity phosphatase 29 (gene Dusp29). Gene Ontology annotation, cellular component: cytoplasm. Gene Ontology annotation, molecular function: protein tyrosine/serine/threonine phosphatase activity; MAP kinase phosphatase activity. The record is from RefSeq and is a predicted model, not a curated record. The transcript is spliced from 4 exons. Lineage: Eukaryota; Metazoa; Chordata; Mammalia; Rodentia; Cricetidae. Bases 35 to 745 code for a protein of 236 amino acids. Gene Ontology annotation, biological process: protein dephosphorylation; negative regulation of MAPK cascade.
CUGGAAUGUUGGGGAGUGUCGUUUAACUGUCGCCAUGGUCUUCCUCAUUUACCUUUGUGGCCUGGGAAAGGAAAGAAAAUCCCUUGACUCCAAAAUGGCAUCCGGAGAUACAAAGACAAGCCUCAAGGAUGCCUACCCCUCUGCCAAGAGGCUGUCCCUGCAGGAGGAGGAGGAGGGAGAGGUUGAGGACUACUGCACCCCUGGACCCUUCGAGCUGGAGCGCCUCUUCUGGAAGGGCAGCCCCCAGUACACACACGUCAACGAGGUCUGGCCCAGACUCCACAUUGGUGAUGAGGCCACAGCGCUGGACCGCUACGGGCUGCAGAAGGCGGGCUUCACGCACGUGCUGAACGCCGCGCACGGCCGCUGGAACGUGGACACCGGGCCAGACUACUACCGCGACAUGGCCAUCGAGUACCACGGCGUCGAGGCCGACGACGUGCCCACCUUCGACCUCAGCGUCUUCUUCCACUCGGCUGCCGCCUUCAUCGACUCCGCUCUCCGAGACGACCACAGUAAGAUCCUGGUUCACUGUGCCAUGGGCCGAAGCCGGUCGGCGACCCUGGUCCUGGCCUACCUGAUGAUCCACAAGAACAUGACCUUGGUGGACGCCAUCCAACAGGUGGCUAAGAACCGCUGUGUCCUGCCCAACCGGGGCUUCCUGAAGCAGCUCCGAGAGCUGGACAAGCAGCUGGUGAAGCAGCGGCGACAGGCUGGGCAAGGGGACAGCGAGCUGGGGAGGUAGGGGCCCGCCCCAGGGAGGAUCGGGGACCCUGGCGCCCAGAGCGGAGGAAGGCUGACGGGUGUCUGCUCCGAGGCUUUGUCGGUCAUGGAGAUGGGGCAGUGAAAUUAAAAGGCUGGGUACAGGGAGGAUGCCCAGCUGUCUCCUCCAAGUCUAGUUCUCCAUCUCACGGUGGGCCAGGCCGGCUGCAGGGGGACCUGGGUUCCGAUGAGUACCACUGUGGUCCCCUGUCCUUUACGCUGGAAGCAGAGAGGUUUUUUUUGUUUUUUGUUUUUUUGUUGUUUU